CAAUUAUGGACGGCAAUGGCAUCACUUUAUCAACUACUACAAGUACAAUACAACAUUGUUAUCACACUCUUCACACACACAACAAGAGCAACAGAGAAUCACACUAUUCUUGUCAUGACUUCUUCUGGGUUUUCAUUAUCUUCAACUGCAGAGGAGGUUACUCAUGGGAUUCAUGGGAGUGGUCUUACUGCAAUUGUUACAGGAACAACACAUGGUAUUGGCAUUGAGACUGCAAGAGUUCUUGCCUUGCGUGGUGUUCAUGUGAUUAUGGGAGUGAGAAAUAUUAAUGCUGGAAAAGUUGUUAGAGAAGAAAUACUUAAGGAGAUUCCUAAAGCUAAAGUUAGUGUGAUGGAGUUAGAUUUAAGUUCAAUGGCAUCUGUUAGAAAAUUUGCAUCAGAAUUCAAUUCCUCUUCUCUUCCAUUGAACAUUCUCAUAAACAACGCAGGAAUUUGUGCAGCACCUUUCACACUGUCCAAAGACAACAUUGAACUACAAUUUGCCACAAAUUAUUUAGGUCAUUUUCUUUUAACAAACCUUUUGUUAGACACUAUGAAGAAAACAGCUAAUGAAAGCAAGAAAGAAGGAAGAAUUAUUAUUGUCUCAUCUGAUGGUCACAAUUACACAUAUCCUGAAGGAAUCCUUUUUGAAAAAAUUAAUGAUGAGUCAAGUUUCGACAGAUGGAAGGCAUAUGGUCAAUCUAAGCUUGCUAACAUUUUACAUGCCAAUGAACUUGCAAGAUAUCUCAAAGAAGAUGGGGUUAAUAUUACUGCAAAUUCUCUUCAUCCAGGAGCUAUUAUCACCAACAUUGUUAGUCCUGAGGUUGGUCAAACUAUCCCGAAAGGUCUACUAAAUGUUCUUGGGGAAUUUGUAAUUAAAAGUGUCCAGCAGGGAGCAGCAACAACAUGCUAUGUAGCAUUGAAUCCACAGCUGAAUGGUAUUAGUGGAAAGUUUUUUUCUGACAGUAAUGUGGUUGAACCAAGCUCACAGGCAAAAGACACUGAUUUGGCAAAGAAACUUUGGGAUUUCAGCUUGAAAUUAAUUAAAUAGAAUAUCCAAAAAGAUAUGUAUGUACUUUAAAUUAACUAUGAUUGUUGAAUUGUUUGCCACUCUAGUCAAGUCUAGUGGCAUUGAAAUGUUAUCAACCACAUUCCAUGGCAGUGCUAAAUAUCAUUAUAUUAUAAAGUGAAAUUUCAGUUA
This is a messenger RNA of Medicago truncatula (barrel medic), 1197 nucleotides long. Its product is annotated as short-chain dehydrogenase TIC 32, chloroplastic. NCBI's taxonomy places the organism in Eukaryota, Viridiplantae, Streptophyta, Magnoliopsida, Fabales, Fabaceae. The coding region runs from base 16 to 1047 and encodes 343 amino acids. The record is from RefSeq and is a predicted model, not a curated record. The transcript has 8 exons.